AAAUGUCCAGCGUCAGAAACAGGCUUUUGCGCAACUCGAAUCAGAGGGUGGGGUGCAGGAUGAGUUUUGUUCCUUCUGUGACUGAGAGUUCCCGGAUAUCCACCUGUAGCUCACGGUGGCAUUUCUAAAGUAGGGUGGCUCUUCUUUCGGUGGGAAAACUGGGUCUCAGCUUGGAAGGGAGCAGGUGGUAUCUCUGGUUGCCUGGUGGGCGUGCGGCGGUCCUUCUCCUCCAUGACUCACCGGGGCCGUGGGCGUGGAGCAGCCCCAGCAUGACUGUCCCCGCCUCCGGCUUCCUCCUGAGAGUCCACGAGCUGCUGAUGAAUGCCCGCUGAGCAAUCGUGCCCUUAACUCGGCUGACAAACACCACGACGCUGCUCACGAAAUCAUCGAGACCAUUCGGUGGGUCUGUGAGGAGAUCCCGGACCUCAAGCUCGCCAUGGAGAAUUACGUUCUAAUUGACUACGACACCAAAAGCUUCGAAAGCAUGCAGAGGCUCUGUGACAAGUACAACCGGGCCAUCGACAGCAUCCACCAGCUGUGGAAGGGGACCACACAACCCAUGAAACUGAACACGCGGCCGUCCACCGGGCUCCUGCGGCACAUCCUGCAGCAGGUCUACAACCACUCGGUCACUGACCCCGAGAAGCUGAACAACUACGAGCCCUUCUCCCCGGAGGUGUACGGAGAGACCUCCUUCGACCUGGUCGCCCAGAUGAUCGACGAGAUCAAGAUGACCGAGGAUGACCUGUUCGUGGACCUGGGCAGCGGAGUGGGCCAGGUCGUGCUGCAGGUCGCCGCGGCCACCAACUGCAAACAUCACUAUGGUGUCGAGAAAGCAGACAUCCCAGCCAAGUACGCGGAGACCAUGGACCGCGAGUUCAGGAAGUGGAUGAAAUGGUAUGGAAAAAAGCAUGCAGAAUACACACUGGAGAGAGGCGAUUUCCUCUCGGAGGAGUGGAGGGAGCGGAUCGCCAACACGAGUGUUAUAUUUGUGAAUAACUUUGCCUUUGGUCCUGAGGUGGAUCACCAGCUGAAGGAGCGGUUUGCAAACAUGAAGGAAGGUGGCAGAAUCGUGUCCUCGAAGCCCUUUGCGCCUCUGAACUUCAGAAUCAACAGUAGAAACUUGAGCGACAUCGGCACCAUCAUGCGCGUCGUGGAGCUCUCGCCGCUGAAGGGCUCGGUGUCGUGGACGGGGAAGCCGGUCUCCUACUACCUGCACACCAUUGACCGCACCAUACUUGAAAACUAUUUUUCUAGUCUGAAAAAUCCAAAACUCAGGGAGGAGCAGGAGGCCGCGAGGCGCCGGCAGCAGCGAGACAGCAAGAGCAGCACGACCACGCCGACCAAGGCGCCCGCGGACACCCCGGUGGACUCGGGCGCUGAGGAGGAGAAGGCCGGGGCGGCUGCUGUCAAGAAGCCGUCUCCCUCUAAGGCCCGCAAGAAGAAGUUGAACAAGAAGGGCCGGAAGAUGGCAGGCCGCAAGCGCGGGCGCCCCAAGAAGAUGAGCGCCGCCAACCCCGAGCGCAAGCCCAAGAAGGCCCAGGGCGCCCUGGACCUGCUGCACGCCCAGGCUGUGUCGCGGGCGGCGUCGCCCUCGCCGCAGGAUGCACACAGGCCACCUCACAGCCCGUUCUACCAGCUACCUCCCAGCGUGCAGCGGCACCCCCCCGAGCAGCUGCUGCUGGCACCCACCCCACCCGCACUGCAGAAGCUGCUAGAAUCCUUCAAGAUUCAGUACUUGCAGUUCCUGGCCUACACGAAGACCCCUCAGUACAAGGCCAACCUGCAGCAGCUGCUGGACCAGGAGAAGGAGAAGAAUGCCCGGCUGCUGGGUGCUGCGCAGCAGCUGUUCGGCCACUGCCAGGCUCAGAAGGAGGAGAUCAAGAGGCUCUUCCAGCAGAAACUGGACGAGCUGGGAGUGAAGGCGCUGACCUACAACGACCUGAUCCAAGCGCAGAAGGAGAUCUCGGCUCACAACCAGCAGUUGAGGGAGCAGACGGAGCAGCUGGAGAAGGGCAACCGGGAGCUGAGGAGCCAGAGCCUGCAGCUGCUCAGGGCUCGGUGCGAGGAGCUGAAGCUGGACUGGGCCACGUUGUCCCUGGAGAAGCUGCUGAAGGAGAAGCAGGCCCUGAGGAGCCAGAUCUCAGAGAAGCAGAGGCGCUGCCUGGAGCUGCAGAUCAGCAUCGUGGAGCUGGAGAAGAGCCAGCGGCAGCAGGAGCUCCUGCAACUCAAGUCCUGCGUGCCGCCCGACGACGCCCUGUCCGGGCAGCUGCGCGGGAAGGGCGCCCUGGGCCGGGAGCUGGAGGCCGAGCCCGGCCGGCUGCACCUGGAGCUGGACUGCGCCAAGCUCUCCCUGCCACACUUGAGCCGCGUGAGCCCAGAGCUCUCCGUGAAUGGCCACGCAGCCGGCUACGAGCCAUGCAGUGCGCUUAGCCGGCCCUCGGCCAAGCAGGACGCCCACCAGUGCCUGGCGUGCCCCCUGGACCGGGAGGUGGUGCCCUGCGCCCCUGGCCACGGCGGCCGGCCGAGGCUAGAGAAGCUGCCCGGCCUGGUGCUGCCCGACUACGCCCGGCUCUCCCCCGCCAAGCUGGUGCUGAGACGCCACCUGAGCCAGGACCAUGCGGCCAGCGGCAAGGUGGCCGCUGGCGAGCCGCACCCGCGAGCUGAGCACGCCAAGGAGAACGGCCUCCCGUACCAGAGCCCUGGCCUCGCCAACGGCAUCAAGCUGAGCCCCCAGGACCCUCGGCCCCCCUCCCCUGCGGCCUUACAGAUGGCAGGGGAGAAGGGCAGUGAGAAGGGACUGAAGGAACGUGCCCACGGCAGCAGCGGGGAGGCCAUCACCAGCCUGCCCGUCAGCAUCCCGCUCAGCACGGUGCAGCCUAGCAAACUGCCCGUCAGCAUCCCCCUGGCCAGCGUGGUGCUGCCCAGCCGCGCCGAGAAGACGAGAAGCACCCCCAGCCCUGUGCCGCAGGCCCGGGAGGCCUCGUCCACGCUGGAAAAGCAGAUGAGUGCUAACGCCCACAGCACCGGGGGCAGCACUGCUGGGAGCAAAAGCCUCGCCCUGGCCCCUGCAGGCUUUGCAUACACCGGCUCGGUGGCCAUCAGUGGGGCCCUGGCAGGCAGCCCGCCCCUCGCCCCUGGAGUUGAGCCCCCAGCCUUGGACGAGUCUUCUAGCUCCGGAAGCCUAUUUGCGGCAAUGGGGUCCCGCAGCUCCACCCCGCAGCACCCCCCCUUGCUGGCGCAGCCCCGCAGCUGCGGCUCCGGCUCGCCUGCCCCCCAGCUUUGCACCAGCCCCCGGCUUGGCCCCACCCAGGGCCCGCUCCCCGACAGCAAAGGGGACCUCCCCUCCGAGGCUGGCUUCUCGGACCCCGAGAGCGAAGCCAAGAGGAGGAUCGUCUUCACCAUCUCGGCUGGUGCCAGCAGCUCCAAGCAGUCGCCUUCCAGCAAGCACAGCCCUCUGCCCUCAGGCACCCGCGGGGACAGCGGCCAGAGCCACGGGCAGGACAGCCGCAAGCGGGGCAGGAGGAAGCGGGCCUCGGCAGGGACCCCCAGCCUGAGCGCAGGCGUGUCCCCCAAGCGCCGGGCCCUGCCGUCCGUUGCUGGCCUCUUCACCCAGUCUUCGGGGUCCCCCCUGAAUCUCAACUCCAUGGUCAACAACAUUAACCAGCCUUUGGAGAUUACGGCCAUCUCGUCCCCCGAGAGCUCCCUGAAGAGCUCCCCAGUCCCUUACCAGGACAAUGACCAGCCGCCGGUGCUCAAGAAGGAGAAGCCCCUGAGUCAGACCAAUGGUGCCCACUACUCCCCACUGACCUCGGACGAGGAGCAGGGCUCCGAGGACGAGCCCGGCAGCGCCAGAAUUGAGAGAAAAAUUGCAACAAUCUCCUUAGAAAGCAAAUCUCCUCCCAAAACCUUGGAAAACGGUGGCGGCCUGGCGGGAAGGAAGGCGCCACCAGCCAGCGAGCCAGUCAAUAGCAGCAAGUGGAAGUCCACCUUCUCGCCCAUCUCCGACCUCGGCCUGGCCAAGGCGGCCGACAGCCCGCUGCAGGCCAGCUCCGCUCUGAGCCACAACUCCCUGUUCGCUUUCCGGCCCAGCCUGGAGGAGCCUGGCUCGGCCGACUCCAAGCUGGCCACCCACCCCAGGAAGAGCUUCCCAGCCGCCCUGCCGGGGGCAGGCGGGCUGAGCCCCAGCAGCCAUCCUGCCAGUGGCUUCGCGCUGGGCGGGGGCCUGGCGGCCGACCUCAGUUUACACAGCUUCAGUGAUGGUGCUUCUCUCUCCCACAAGGCCCCUGAGGCGGCUGGUCUGGGCGCCCCCCUGAGCUUUUCUGGCCCGCGGGGCAAGGAGGGCGGUGCCUCGGAAACUGGCCCCUUCGUGAACAAGAGGCAGCUGGACGGACUGGGCCCGAAGGGUGAGGGGGGCCUGCCCUCAUGCGGGCCCCCGGACAAGGCCUCAUUGGCCCACAGCAAGGCGGGCAAGGCUCGUGACCGCGAGCCUGACGUCAAGAAUGGCCACAACCUGUUCAUGGCCGCGGCCGCCGCGCCCCCCGGGGGCCUCCUCAGCAGCCCGGGCCUCGCCCCGGCAGCAUCCUCGGCGGGCAGUGCGGCCCCGGCCACCCAGGCUCACCGCCCCUUCCUGGGCGCCUUCGCCCCCGGCCCGCAGUUCGCGCUGGGCCCCAUGUCCCUGCAGGCCAACCUGGGCUCAUCCGUGCUGCAGUCUCUGUUCAACUCCGUGCCCGCCGCCGGCCUGGUGCACGUCUCGUCCGCCGCCACCAGACUGACCAACUCGCACGCCAUGGGCAGCUUCUCCUCCGGGGUGGCCGGCGGCGCAGUUGGAGGUGUCUUUAACCACGCGGUGCCUCCCGCCUCCGCUCAUCCGUUUGGAGCCAGUUUCGGCAGUGGGGCUGCGUGUCGCAGCGCCACGCUGAGCUUAACCCCGCUGCAGGCGGUGUCCAGCACCCCAGCCUCUUCCUUUCAGGCCCCGUCCUCUGCGGAGCCGAGGCCGCCCCUGCCCCCUCCGCACCUGGGCCGGCCCCCUCCGGGGCAGCCCACCCUCCACGCACCCCCCCCUCCUAACGCCGCCUUGCCUCCUCCCCCCGCGCUGCUCCCGGCUAACUCUGAGCCUGUGCUUCUGCAGAACCUCGCGCCCCUCCCGGCUAACCAAGCUUUCUUACCUGCUUCCUCUGCUGCCUCUCUGCCACCUGCUAACACCUCUCUAUCCAUCAAGCUCGCCUCCCUCCCGCACAAGGCGUCCCGCCCCCCCUUCACGGUGCACCGCCAGCCCCUGCCCGGGCUGGCCCUGGCCCAGGCCGCGCCCGUGAUCCCGCAGGCCAGCUCCACGGGGCCACCCGCCGUGUGGGUUUCCCUUGGCAUGCCGCCUCCGUAUGCCGCGCGCCUUGCGGGGGUUAAGCCGCGAUAAAGACCUUGAUUAGCUAGCAGUUCGUAUUCUGUAAGGUAAGGCUAGAGCCCGACCAGGCGGCUGUAUGAGAAACUGAACCGUCCUUCCUUCUGCAGAGAGCAGGCGGGCCCGCGGGGCUGCUCUCCUGCGGCGGGAGGUGCAGACGCCAAGAGCACAGGGAGGCAAGGGAGCCAUGGCGGCCUGAGCAUGCCACCAGGAGCCAGGGAGGGGCCCAGGAGGAGGUGGACGAGCCCAGCUUGAGCUGGCCGCCACCCUCAGGCUUGGUGUCUGCAGCAGCUGGGGACCCAGGCAGCUCCAGUGUGGGUUCGUGGGGCAGCUUAGCUUCCAUCCCAGCUUGGUCUUCUGUACACUCUUGGGCCUUUCAGCCCGUCUCCUUGAACGCGCCUUGUAGGGUUUUAGGAAAAUUUAAUGCAUUUAAGGCCCCUGGUACACAACAGGCCUUCAAAAAGCAGUGGUCAUCUGCAAAACUCUGCUAGAGGUCCCUGCCUGCAGGAGCCGAGGGGUAGCAGAGUGAGCCUGGCACCAGCUGUGGGAGGAACACCCGGCUGGUGGGCAAUGCUUUGCAGGCAUGGCCGUGGCACAGCUCCUCCCACUUCUGAGCGUGCCUGUGCAUUAGGACUUCUGUGCGGGGUCAGCGGAGAACAGCGUCGGAAGGGCCCACUCUGGGGAGCUGGAUGGGGCAGGGGCCUGCAAGGCCUUCAGGGAGGGUCCCGGUCGGCUCCUCUGCUGGCUUUGAGGCAGGGUUAGGGGGCUGAGCCCCGGUGCAGCUGGCCUGGCCACUGCUGGGACAGGGGCCUUCCUGGGAGAGCCCACAGUCCCGAGGGCUGACUGGGUGCCAGGGCCAGGCUCAGGGUCUGCCUGCCGUCCGCAGCCGUCUGUCGUGUGUUUUAAGUGGAAACACACGUGAGGCCCCUGGAGUCUGAUGGCCUCCUGACCAGGGUACAGGUCAGCGGACAGCCUUCCCUGAGGCUUGGGAUGGGCUAUGCCUCAGUCCUGUUGGACAAGCCCAGAAGGUAGGGCGCCUAGUGCACGGUGGCCUCACGCCCUCAGGGCAAGCAUCACGUGGCCGGUACCAGCUUGGCAUGGGUGGAUGUGCACGUGGAGGUCAGGGUCAGGCCACAGCAGACACGGGCGUGCAGGCGUGUCGGUGAGGCUGCCUGCAGGCCAUCCAGGAGCAGUGCCCAGCUUGGUGACCAGGGAGGGUCUUGGUUCCAAGGCUCCUGGGGAGGAGGGGAGGCCAGGAUCCAGCCAGCACCCCACAUGCGCUCGGGAGGGCCUGGGGACAGGGAUCUCCUGCCUCUGACUGGGCCAGGGGCAUGGUGCAGGGUCCUACAGCCACCCGGUUCAUCCAUCUGUCCGUCUGUAGGCGGCUCUGGUUCCCCAACCUGGGGCAGCACCGGGCUUGUCCGAGUGAGGCGCUAACGCUGUACUGCUUCCUCCCACGCGUCUCUGCAGGUAACUAGGAUUCCUACCUCAGCCGCGAGACUAUGCAAGGCCGGGCCGGGCCGGCGAACGGACGGAGGCCAGAGACAGGUUCUACUGUGAAUCAGCGCUGCGCAGACCUGCGGAGACGUCUUGCUGGGGCCUGGCUCCAGCCUGUACUGUUGAUAGUUUUAGAUAAAGUAUUUAUCGUUUUUUAAAAAGUAUAAACAAUUUUGACUUAUUUUAUUCCACCGAAGUCGUAAAGGCAACCUAUUGAGAGAUGUAAAUACUAUAUACGAGAGGAUCUAUGUAAACACGCUCCCGAAGGACUGGCCCGCCAGCGGAGACACCGACAGCCGGCCCGGUGCUAUCUCGUCCCAGGCUCGCGCCUCCACGUUCUUGGUGCUGACUCUCGAGGUUGACCGACGCCAAAACCAGCCCUGGGAGCGUCUGCUCUAUUUAUUCCUGCCGCUCUUCCUAUACCAAAGGCACCCGUCUCCAGGUCGAGGUGGCUCCUCAGAAAGGCCGCCCGCCCAUCACUGUGAACGGCGCCCAGCAGACAGUCAGCCCUCGGGUCCGGGAUCGCGCCUUUGGCAUAGGAACGGCCAGGCAGCGCGGGCCAUUGGGCUGCGGUGGCGGAGCCUCCAGGAGGGGCCCCGUUCUGAGUGGUGCUUGUGAGGAGGGUCUGGUACCCGAUUCCAGGGCCGGGCUGGCUCGUGUGACAAGUGCAUUUACUUUUGUACGUCUUUGUUCGUCCUGGGCUCGUGCUGCAGCCCACCCAGGGACGCAGGGGGCUAGUUGUGGGUGCCGGGUGUGUCUACAGGAGCGUCACGCUGACGGGUGACAGUAUUUUAUAGAGAUGUGAUGAAAAUUUAUAAAUUUCAUAGACUUGACUUCAUUUAUUUUUAGAUUAUAUGAUGAAUGCACAGUAAACUAAAGAGGAAAAGGGAGACAAGGAAGGGGAACCUUUCCAUCUGCUCAGGUGCACAGCGACGCUGGCCCAGGGCCCGCCCGACAGCCCAUGGCAGGGCGGCACUCACCUGGGCUGAUGGCCACGGCAACGCUCGGGCAGGAGUGUGCCAGGGCCGCAGGGUGCUCUGUCCCUCCGGCACAGCUGCCUGCGGCCAGUAGUAGGUCCCUGGGCUGAGCAGUGUUGUCUGUGUGCCUCCCCAAAAAGCUCUCGGUCCCCUGAAAGGGCCAACGUUGGCCAAAGGUGCUGGCAGGGGGCCUGGACCCCGAGGUGGGUGCCCCAAAAAGGGCUGGGCGCAAGCGGUCAGAGCCCUGUCCUAAGGUGCUUGCCCCCAAGCGGCACCCACAAAGGAGUGCAGGGAGGUGGGCCUUUGUGUGGGGAUCCAACCAGGGCCUUCCCUAGCCUGGCCGCCAUGACCCCACCCGCUCCAGAUGCGGGCACCAGGGGCCCUCCACCUGCCUGGGACAGUCAGUGUGGUGGCCCAGGCCCCACCUGGCUUCCUGAUCCCCAGGGCAGGUGUGGAGCUGGAGACCCUGUGGGAUGCAGGCCACAAGGGCCAGAGCAGGACAGCAUCCUGCCCCCUGGUGUCCUCUGCACUCUUGCGGGGCAGGAGUCUAGGGUGGAGACUAUGCCUCCCCUCCAGUGACCCGCACCCCGUACCCUUCCCUCCAGGUCGGUGCUCCCGAUGCACAAUGGUGCUGUCCUGGCCCCUGGCCCCCCAGCCCCCCUCCAAGAGGCUCCCUUCCCCGUGUCGGGCUCCCUAAAAAGCUGCAGGGCUGAGAGAAGUCCCACCUGGAACAAAGUGACACUGUACACAAACACUGCAUCACCUCGGGGGCUGUGUGGCCGCCCGCCGGGCCGCCCUGUCCUCCGCACGCACAUGCGUGGGUCUGCCCCACAGCGGGCCCAGCUCCGCCGCUGCCCCCUCGCCCACCCUCGCUCCCCGCCUGAGCUCAGCCACCGCCGGCCUCGGGAGGGGGGUGCCCAGGGCGCCGGGGCAGGAGACCCCACCGCCGCUGUUGGCGCAGGUGCUCCAGGAGGUCUGACGGCUGCGGUCGCUUCGCUCAGGAAAACCUAACAACUAAGACGACCCUCCAGUCAGGAGGAGCAGCCUCCCCUCAGCUCUGACUUGUGACCUAUUUAAGACCCACCGCCCCUUGUCUGCCCCACCGUCCGCAGGACUGUUCGGUUUCCUUCCCAAGCCCCCGUCCCCACGCUGAUCUGUAACGCAGACGGGCUUGGCUUUGUCGUCCAGUAGCUUGUUGUUUCAGCGGGGGCGCUGCCCCUCCCUCCCUGAGGGAACCCCUGCACUGCACUUCCACCUCUGGACUCUAAUAAAAUACCUGUUUUCACUUGAA
Molecule: messenger RNA, 9163 nt
Organism: Camelus dromedarius (Arabian camel)
Lineage: Eukaryota; Metazoa; Chordata; Mammalia; Artiodactyla; Camelidae
Gene: DOT1L
Product: DOT1 like histone lysine methyltransferase
Exons: 28
Coding region: 437-5413 (1658 amino acids)
Biological process (GO): DNA repair; heterochromatin formation; DNA damage checkpoint signaling
Cellular component (GO): nucleus
Molecular function (GO): histone H3K79 methyltransferase activity
Source: RefSeq, a predicted model, not a curated record